CUGUUACAAAAUGGGGGGAGUUGGGAUCUACAGCUGGUUGCCGUUGGCUUUGUAGCGUUGGACCAUGUUAAUCAACUCUAUCUUGCUGUAAUUCAGAUUUGUUUUAGCCUUUAGCCCAUGGAAUAAGAUUCAAUGGAAAUCGAAGGCAACUGCGGCUUCCAUCUCGGUAUCAAAGGAGCCUAUGUAUGUCUUGCGCUUCCUCAUUGUAAUGAAUGAUUGCCACCGGUCUCCGUUACGAGAGACUCCAAUGUAGUCAGAUCUUGUCCCGCUACGUGGGCCAAGCUUGGCAGUGGAUUUGGUUGAGGCAUAGACUACAACGUCAUCUGGGUUUGAGCCAUCAGUUCAUAGGUAUUCGUAUAACUUAUCAGCCAUUAGAUUAAAUCUGUAGUAUUUCAGAAUUCUUUUGGAAUGAGUCCUAUGAUUCUUCUUAGGCUUAGCCUGGCUAGGCUUAGCCUGGCUAGGCUUAGCCUGGCUAGGCUCAGCCGAGGAUGCUAAAGCAUUUAUCUUUGAAGAGCUCUCAAUUGCCUGAGAAGUAUUCACAAAUUGUGUUGUUUGUCCUAGGAUUGCUCACGGACAGUACUUUUUGAAGAAGAAUUUUUCAAAGUUCUCUGGGAUUGGUAGGCUUACUAUAUAAAUUAUGGUCAGAUAGGAGUCAGGAGUUGGAAAUAGCUUUAGGCCUCCCUCUUCAGACUAAAUGUGCUGAUGAGGCAAGGUUUUGAAGG
Messenger RNA from Moneuplotes crassus, 722 nucleotides. Lineage: Eukaryota; Ciliophora; Spirotrichea; Euplotida; Euplotidae. The record is from the annotation of a GenBank genome assembly.